Frankliniella occidentalis (western flower thrips) is the source of this 2113-nucleotide messenger RNA. RefSeq lists its product as uncharacterized. The transcript is spliced from 3 exons. Gene Ontology annotation, biological process: sleep; positive regulation of voltage-gated potassium channel activity; regulation of synaptic transmission, cholinergic. The record is from RefSeq and is a predicted model, not a curated record. NCBI's taxonomy places the organism in Eukaryota, Metazoa, Arthropoda, Insecta, Thysanoptera, Thripidae. The coding region runs from base 128 to 556 and encodes 142 amino acids.
GUCCGGACUAAGCGUAGACCGACCUCCCCGCCAGAGCGCUCUCGCAGCGCCGCUGGUCCCCGUGCUCCCCGUGCUAGUCUCAGUGUGUGCCCGGUGCGUGUGUCAGUGAUCAGACCUCAUCCCCGCCAUGGCCAACGUCCUCCUGUCCCUGGGUGCGGUGGCGGUGCUCGUCGCCCUGUUCGCCCAGCCCGGUUCCGGGCUCAUCUGCUACGAGUGCAACUCGCACAAUGACUCCCGGUGCGCCCUGGACAUCCCGCCGGACAACCUCAAGAAGGACUGCAGCGAGCACAUCGACGGCGCCAAGUUCACCAUGUGUCGCAAGAUCACCCAGUCGAUUGAAUUCGAGGUGAACGGACUGCCUCCGGACUCACGAGUGAUCCGCGGCUGCGGCUGGGACGAGUCCACCUACAAGGGCAAGUGCUACCAGCGCUCCGGCUUCGGCGGCAGGCAGGAGGUGUGCUCGUGCCUCACGAACAACUGCAACGGCGCCAGCACCGCGGCGGCCAGCGUAGCGGCCGUGCUGCUCGGCUCGCUGUACGCCGUGCUCGCCUACUGAUUCUCCGGCCGGUGCUCCGCGCUCGGCUACAUCCCCGGCGGCAGCCUCCCCAUGGCUCCGCGACCCCGCUCGCUGCUCGCAGCCUGACAAGCACUGCCACCUCGACCAGCAAGCGCAACCCGUUUUGGGAAAACGAUGAACUGAAAAACAAAAAAACUUUUUUUUUCUUUUUUUUAGACCUCCCCGUGAUCUGUCAUGUACCAUCGGCGGUGGCUGACCGUCCCUUAACUAGAGCGAGGACGUCUGAAUAAACGACUCAGCCGAGAGCCCAAUAGGACUCCACGCGGGGAGACUAGACUAGAUAAUAGUGAUCUCGGAUGACACCGUGGUCUCUGCAGGCCCGGGAGGUUGGACCACGGCCUCGUCCUGACCUGCCGCGACCACGGUCUGAGAGUUAGAGCACCUGGAUCAAGCCAGGGUUUUGUCGUCGUAGACACACUCAGCAGAAGAGCGCCAGAACGCGCCUAGGUUCUUUUUACUACUUCUUAUCGUAACAUGUAAUACGGUAGAUAUAAUGGUGCUGCCCGUCCUGUAGAGUGGUCCGAAGAGCGGACCGACUCGUCACUGCCUUCGACUUGUCGAACAAAGUGAGACCAAAACAUCGUGUGGAUCGAAACAAGAGAGAUCAGAGCUCAACGUUUCUAUUGCUCAACAAACCUUAGAGAGGAGCUCACAUCUGAACUCUAUCCUUUUUGUGUUUCUUUGAAGGUUUCUCACUAGCCCGUGGCAACGACACACCUGACCUCUUUUCCCUUUUUUGAUUAUUAAGACAAUAAUCAUAUCUUCUUGGUUUCGUUUUAGAGACUAACUAUGCAAAACUUGGAAUCAGGCGUAAAAUGUGUAUAAUCUAGAAAAAAAACUAAUAUCAGUCUUGAGUUAAAUGCAUUUAUAAACAGGGAAUUUAAGCCACCGAUCUUAAAACGAUAAGGUGGUUCGUGUCGGCUAAUCCUUUAAUCUGACCUUGGCAGCUGAUUGCAACUUUGUUGCACGCACUGGUGCACAGCAAGCCAGUAAACGCCACUCUAAACUAAUUUUGGAAUCUUUGAAAAAAAAAGUCAAAUAAUAGGAAUAUAAUUACCAAUAGCUAGUCUUGUACUUUACUGUAGGUGAUCACAGUAUGUGAAAAUUGGAUUCCUUUCUGCACCAAUAUCCUUUUCUGUUGAUUUGCAGUCAUUUUCGAAUCCUGUUUUCUUACAAUUUCUAGAAAAUUGCUGUGGGUAAACCUCCGAUGAGACGAGUGCUUUUUCUAAUGUAGCUAUAAGUACUUCCAAAAGAAUUUCAAUUGCAUUUUGCUCAUUCUAUAAGGCCGAUGAAGAGUUGCUCUCGACUUGGGAUUGAGUGAUUUAUUUGAAAGUGGAUGACAGAUAAGAAGAUAAGUCAGUGAGCAGUUCUUGCAUUAGAAUAACUGUUGUUUAUUCGUUUAAAUACUCUAUUUUUGUUGUCUUCGUUUUGUUGCCCCGUUGUGAAAUAUAGCGAACAUAUUUGUUCGACGUACACCUGUGAUCGCGAGUAGAUUUAAAUGAGUAAUAAUAAACUAUUUGAAAAUUCGUACAUAAA